Zeugodacus cucurbitae (melon fly) is the source of this 540-nucleotide messenger RNA. RefSeq lists its product as uncharacterized. The coding region runs from base 1 to 540 and encodes 179 amino acids. The record is from RefSeq and is a predicted model, not a curated record. The transcript has 4 exons. NCBI's taxonomy places the organism in Eukaryota, Metazoa, Arthropoda, Insecta, Diptera, Tephritidae.
AUGGCGAAAAGAUCGGUGCUACUGGUGGUGUUAGUCGUUAUUACGUUUGCUCUUACGGUACAUUCCAAGGUGGAUUUUACAAAUAUCAAAUGUGUUUCAUACGAUAAGUCUUAUGUAUACUUUGAUACCUGUUUAUUGAAGGCCGUUAAUCGCACCUACAAAUACAUAUCAGUCACUGCGAAGUUCCCGGGAAAACAACCGACAAAUGACAUAAAGGUCAAUUUCGCCAUGCAGCGUAAGGAAAACGGUUACAAGCCAUUCCUCUACAAUAUAACCAUCGAUGCCUGUGAGUAUCUGAAGAAGCGCAACAACCCGGUCAUCAGCUUUGCGCAUACGUUUUUCGAAAAAUACUCCACCAUCAACAGAACCUGCCCCUAUGGACAACAGGAUGAAAUGGUGGAAAAGCUUCCAGUUUCACACAUCAACAAUUUGGUUACGAACGUGUUGCCCUCACCCCACGGAGAAUAUGCUUAUAUUUUGACAUUCUAUUUGUUAAAGAAAAAGGCGGCGAGUGUAACGGUGUAUGGCUCAUUGUCAUAA